Messenger RNA from Hemibagrus wyckioides, 5353 nucleotides. RefSeq names its product zinc finger protein 438 (gene znf438). Gene Ontology annotation, cellular component: nucleus. Lineage: Eukaryota; Metazoa; Chordata; Actinopteri; Siluriformes; Bagridae. The record is from RefSeq and is a predicted model, not a curated record. Gene Ontology annotation, biological process: regulation of transcription by RNA polymerase II. The transcript is spliced from 7 exons. The coding region runs from base 489 to 2738 and encodes 749 amino acids. Gene Ontology annotation, molecular function: RNA polymerase II transcription regulatory region sequence-specific DNA binding; DNA-binding transcription factor activity, RNA polymerase II-specific.
AGUAAUCAAUGGUCUGCUCCAAAAUGGCUGUACAGAAACAGUUGUGAAGAUGUGUCGUUCUUCAUUAGAAACGAAUAUAUUGCAGUUUGCAAAUUUCUGAAGAGUCCUCCGAGGGAGCAGGAGGAUAUACGUGAAAAGGCAGGAAAGGGUUACUUUCCAUGUUUCCUGUCCAAUUCCCACAGCUUCAGACCCUUUCGGAUCGCUUUCUUCAUACUAAACAUUCCCAGGCUCCCAUAACCUCCUGGCUUCCUCGCACCGGCCAAGAGCGGUCCCAGCAUCUCCGUGUCGUGUGAAGAAGAAACACAUUUCUCCAUAGGAGGCAAUGCUCCACCUACAGGGCCUUUGAUUACCAGUCUCCAGUGUCAGCACUUUAUAUUCAGUCAGCAUUAAAGCAGUUCUUCUUUUCAGUCUCCCAAACCAGGAAAGUCUUCGGGAAGGAGGACAUUGCACUUUCUUCACGGUUUCUUUGAGAUUCUUUGUCAUUGAAAAUGGCAGCCAUGAAAACCCAGGAACAACGGACCAGCCCCUUAAAAUCACCCGUUCAAUAUGAUGGCCGCCCUAUUGCACAGGCAAAGGCUAUUCAGUUCCGUACCAUUGCACCUAAAGCUCCAACAUUGGGUUCAUCCUCUGCGGUGAUAUCCAGCCAGCCACCUUCUAACCUUCCAGAGGCUUCUACAGCCGUCAGCCCCAAAUCCAUCUUAGUGCCUGCCCAGAACUAUGCACUCAUGCAGGUUGCUGGACAGGAGGGUACUUACUCAUUGGUGGCUUUGCCUCAGACAUCACCACAAAACCAAAUCCAAAAGAGCCUAAAGUUGCCUAUUCCCAGGUAUCAGUCAGUGAGGAGCCACAAAGCUUCAGAGAAAACUAGUAUCAAGGUGCAGAACUCAGCCAAGGUGGCCAAGCUUCCACAGGCAAAGCCUGCAGUAAAAUCAAACUUGGGUGUUUCCAGUUCACCUGAGACACCCGAGUCAUCAUCUGAACAGAUUGUUGGGAUGGGCUCUGCUACUUCAUCUGAAAUCUUGCUGCCAGACAAUGCUGUCCUUGGCACAGGGUCACAGACAGAGCAAGCUGUGAAGAGAAGUGUUGAUUCUCUCAGCAACUUCAGCUACUCCACUAGAGCCUCUUCCAAUACACUUGUUGCUCCUGUCAGUAACAGCAAAACCACAAAAACCCAGACAGAAGGUGCCUCUACAGGAAGUACUAUUACUGUUCUCUCCCCCACUAUCUUCAGUAAAGCUGUCCAGAUCCUCCCCACUCCCCCGAAGGGCAAACUCCCCAUUCUGCCUUAUGCCAAGGUGAAGAAUUCCCUCUUGCCAUCUACAGGUCUUGCCAGCACCCAAUCCUCAGUGAAGGUCUCAUCAAUUCAGGCCAAAAAUAGGCAAAAAAGAUCACUGGACAUCAAAGUUAUGAAUGCAGACAGCAGAACCAGGAGUGCAAAUACCACCCAUGGCAAGAAACCCACAGGCAAGAGGCGAGGGAGGAAAAGAAAAACCAUGGAGGACAUUCUGUCCUUUGAGGCAAAGAAGAAGAGAUCUUUAUCAUUUUUUUCCAGGAGAGUACCAGAAAAGCCACCAUCUGGCACUCAGUCUUCUUCCUCACCAGAUAAGGUUGUGGACAUUUCGAAAAAGUACCGCAGCAUUCGCCCAAAGCCUAUUCUAGUAAUGGAAACCACUGUUCCUCAACUUGUACCACUAGCAUCUCUCUCAAACUCCAAGAACCUUGACCAGAAACUUGUCAUGGGGCAGGAGAUAUCAGGAAAACCACUCAGUACUGUCCAGCCUGGAGUAGUGUCCAUACCAGUUCCAGGGCAGCAAUCUAUGGCCGAAACUGAAAAUCCUGGAAGGUUUGCGUAUGUGGGUAGCCGAGCACUUCACCGAUGUACAACCUGCAGUAGGUGUUUUCAGUUCAAGCAUCAUUUACAGAGUCACAUGAACAGCCACAAUAACCUGAGACCGUAUGGGUGUCCGGUCUGUAGGAAAGCCUAUGCCCACUCAGGUAGCCUAAGCACACACAUGAAGCUUCACCAUUCAGAGGGGAAACCAAGGAAAAGCCUCCGCUGCGAGUUUUGUGAAAAGGUGUUUGGGUAUGUUGGUGUGUACUUCAGCCAUCUCCGAGAAGUGCAUAAAGUUAUCCUUACUGUGGAGCCAUCCAUUCGUCAACAUGAGGAGAAUACACCCAUAGAUGGGUGUGUAGACUCUGACGACCAGACUUCAGAGCAACGUGUGGAUCCUGUGGAGUUGCAAAUAAAAUGUGGCCGCUGCCAGGCGAUCACACCCACGUUUGCUGACAUGAAGCUGCACUUAUUGUAUGUGCAUGGCGAGGAAGUCCAAGUCCGUCUAAAAGAGGGGGCCAUGCAUGAGGGACGAGAGGCUGAGAACGAGCUGGUUAAGCACGCAGCCCACUAUUGGAGGCAACUCAACGAGAGGCGCAACUUGGUUCGCUGUGGAAGUUGCGAUGAGGAGUUUUUCUCGUUCUCAAAGCUCGAGCGUCACCUGCAUGCUCACCACCAGGGGGUUAUGCCGAGUGAAGGGGAAGAACUGGAACUAAAGAAAGAAGAUGAAGAAGAGUACAUCUCUGAGAGGUCUAUCAAACGUGUGGCCUUUAGAGCAGGGUCACGCUUUAAUUGUAUUCUGUGCAGCGAGGUGUUGAACACCAAGCAUGAAGUUCUGGAGCACUGGAGGGAGGUUCACAAGUGUGAAAACCCAGUCAUGCUGUGGGAGGUUCUGGACUCAAAGUGAGAGUACAAAUCUGCCCUCAGCCUAAAGUAGCAUCCUACAGAGUAAUAUGUAUGGAACAAGUUUCUUUCAUACUUUUGUUUUUAUUUCUGUUUUGCACUGUUUUGUUUUCGUAUUGAAUGGAAAAUUCGACUGUUUUAAUUUAAAAUGUUUUCUUUUUAUAUUAAUUGUGUAAUUCUUUUUCGAUUGUUUUUGGGUUUUGGCUUCUUUGUAACGGACACAUGGUUCUGAGAGGAUCGAUUCCAACACAGUGUUUCAAAAUUCAGUUUUGAUUUAUUAUAAAUGCACAUAUAGUGGGGUCCAAAAUUCUGGCAUCACUAGUGAAAAUGCUACCACAAAGGUUUUCAUCACAAAUAAUAUUUAUCAGCAACAACUAGAGUGAAAAGUAGAAUCUUAGAAAAAUUGUAAAAUGGUUCAUUUAAACAGUGACCUAUCGGCAUUGCGCAAUCGAAUAGUCAAGGUUGUUGCACAUUUCCUAUUUUUUGUAUGAGAAUUUUUAAAAAAAGGUUUAAAAAAUCCCCGACUUUCAGUAUGGUCUCAGACUUUUGGAUACAUCACUGUAUAUACAAUUAAUUUAAUCACUAUUAAUAUUAGAUGCAUUUGCUAGUGAGUAGAUAUUUUUUGUGAUGCAAUGGUGCUAUAAUUAAAAACUGCUUGCUGAUUGAGCUUGCCCAGAGCAUGUCUGGGAAAUACUUUAAAAACCAUGAAAGCGUCAUGAAACUCUAAACUCCAAUCUAAUGUGGAAGGUCAGUAAAGGAAUAGUGUAACCAUAAUCGCAAUGCACUGAAUAUCUAGCAUGAUUCUGAUGGGCAGCUAGUUAAAUUAUCCCUUUAGCCUUGGAAAAAAAAAGAAAAGAAUAUUCAGACUGGAAAGCAGCUCACAGUAAUAUGAUAUUUGCUUAAAUGUAUCAUAGUUUGUACAGUAAUGAUGGUGCUGGCAUGUUGUUAAUUUACCACUUCACAGACCUCUUUAUGUUUAUAUAGACCGCCUUCCUCACCCUCGUCCAGACUCUCAGCUUUGCUCCAGUGCUGCCAGAUCUGCUGAGGACUUGGUCAGUGCUAUAUUCUUAGAGCUGCUUAUCUCAGUUAAGGAAAGUAUAUUCUAAAAAUCCUAUUUUAUAUACAAUUUCUAUUCUAAAGCAAGAGUUCUCUAUGUAUGUGCGCAAGUGUCAAGCAUUGUUUUUUAAACUGUAGAUAUAUUUAAAUAUUAUUUUCUGUUUAGAGUACCACAGGGUAACUGAAUGUACCUUAAUGUUUCAAAACCCUACCAAAUGUUAUAUACAUGUGCAGAAAUAGAUUAUCUCUCUCUCUCUCUCUCUCUCUCUAUAUAUAUAUAUAUAGAUAUAUAUAUAGAUAUAUACAUGGAUAUAUUGAAGAUAGCUUAUAUAUUUGCAGAAAUUAUAUAGUUAUGCUGCUGUUGUAUCUUGACUAGAGAAAAUACUUCUAACAUUUAAAACCUUCAUGCCACGUCUUUUAUUCAGUAUACUUGCAGCUCUUGCCAUGUACUGUAACUGUAUGCCUUCUUGCUUCUUAUGAAACUUGUGGGUACGUUCUCUAGACACAGAUCAAGUCAAGCCCUAGAUUUGAUAUACAUUACAGUGUAGAAGGCAGUUGACAUUGUGGUGCUGUGGAUGUUGUAUGCUUAGAAAAUGUCAGGACGUGUUCAUAGAGACAGGACGCUGCUCAGAUUUCUCACCAGCAUUCUCAUUUUUGAAGACUACAAUGCAUGAAAGCAUUCGAGAACUGCCUCUUUGUUAUCGGAUUGUUAGUAUGACAAUCUGGAGUUUAUAUUUAGGUAAUGUUUUUGAGCUGAAGUGAAUGACCUCGGCCUGAGGUUCGAGUGAUUACAUUGUGAACUGUGAUGAUGGUUCAUUCCCAGAAGAGCUACAGAUUAGAUGUGUUGUUGAUGUAAGCUGAAUUUUAAAAAAACAAUCUUGUUUGAUAUUUAUAGGUGAUAAGAACGUGGUCCCUUCUAGUCCCCUGCGAUAAUUACACAAGUCUAUUUUAUGUGGCUUUAGCCUAACACGUGUGUAUGUGUGUGUCCUAAACCAGUGACAAUAAAACCACAUAAUUGAUUUGUGCCUAAAUAAACAAAACGUGAUGAAAUUUGGAGCAAGGUUUAUUCAUUUUUUUUCCUCUUUUGUAUUAGAUCAGAAGGACUGAGCAAAAAGCUAGAAAGCUAGGAUAACUGUUUCACAAAUCGUGACUUCUUUUCAUGCUUUGGCCUGAAUUUAGUCUCUGAAGUAUUCUUGCUUUUCACGUUGUUGCCAUGACUCAAGGUUUAGACAUUUUAUGGUGGUUAUACACCAUUUUUCAUAUCAGGCUGUCAAUGGGGGGAAAAAAAACAGCACCAUUAAUAAAUACAUGUGAAUGAAUGGUCCGAGGAAAAUCACUAUUUAAAUGCACUGAAAUUGCUGUAAAGUGAACGGGAGAUCCAUUACUAAUGCUAAGAACCUGCUUUGAUGAUUUGUUUUCUAUAAUAAUAAUAAUCUUUGCGCUGUACAAUCCGAUGGUUGAUCUGCAGAAAUAAAAAAUUGAUGUUGAACAGUGCAGGGUCAGCCCUGCUACACUCAACCCAAUGACCCUAAUGGCCCAAACUACUGUGGUUAUUGUUUAAGC